Messenger RNA from Salmo salar (Atlantic salmon), 1871 nucleotides. Lineage: Eukaryota; Metazoa; Chordata; Actinopteri; Salmoniformes; Salmonidae. The record is from RefSeq and is a predicted model, not a curated record.
GGAACCGUAGGUAUUUGUCUCAUUCUCCACUACGACAUGUGGUUUGUGCUAUCUGACGUGAGAUAAGCACCGGUGGAAAGCUAGCAGUCUGAACUAUGGAGCAGAUAAAUGAUAUCCAGGUCGUUCCGUGCACCAACUCCAAUUAUCUGAAACCAUUCAGGGUGCACUAUAGCCAGAAUGGGACAAAGAAAUCGUGGGACUUCAUGCGAACUCAUGACAGUGUUUCGGUGCUGAUCUUCAACACCACCUCACACUGCUUCAUCUUGGUCAAGCAGUUCCGCCCAGCCGUGUACAUGUGUGAGUGGGAGAGGACCAAGGCACCAGAGCCAGCCAUGCAGGCAGGGGUGGAGGAAGAGGGGGCUGCUAUCCCAGAGACUCCCAUCAGUGAGGUUCCCCAGCAGGAGGCUGUUGCUACGGCUGGGGGCGUCAAGACCCCCCAGCCCCCGGGCUCGGCGGGUAUGACCUACGAGCUGUGUGCAGGCCUGGUGGAUAAGGCCGACCUGUCGCUGGAGGAGAUUGCCAGGCAGGAGGUGCUGGAGGAGUGUGGCUACGACGUGCCAGUCGCCAAGCUGCGGAGGAUCACAUCGUACAGCUCCAGCGUAGGUGUGACAGGAGCCAAGCAGACCAUGUUCUACGCCGAGGUGUCGGACGAAAACCGCGUGGGCGAGGGCGGAGGCGCGCCUCAGGAGGGUGAGCUGAUCGAAGUGGUCAAGGUGCCCCUCCACGAGGCCAUGACCUUUGCCUACGACGAGAGCGUCCCCAAGACCAUGGGCGUCAUCUUCAGCUUCAUCUGGUUCCACAACAACAUGUCGCCCAAGUACAAGAUCUCCACCAACGUGUAACCCACCCAACCCGUCCUUGCACUCUUGAGCCUGAGAGGUCACGAAGAUGGCAACAUCACUCUUGUUCAGAGCUGCUCGUCUGCAGUUGAUUUGAUCUCGUUCCAGGAAUGCAAAAAUGUUGUUUCUUAUUCAGUGCCAGAGCUUAUCACAUAUGACGGUCGUUGCUGAGUCUAAUUACCACAGCUGUUCAGGCACGCCUUGCUAACGUUCUCUACGAUCUACACAGCCUCAAAGCCAGUGUUUCCCAUUCUUGUGUAUUGGGGGGGCUAGAAAAAAAAUAUUCUCCCCUUUUGGGUCCCUCACGUCCAGGACUGGGAGACACUUCUCUAAGCAAUACUUUGAUAGUUUGAUAGUUGGUUGUUUGAUCAUGGUCUAAAAACAAAUCAACAUUUCAGUUUGCUUAGGCAUUUAGAUAUGUUGUAAGCAUUGCAUUGAAUCCAGGGAUGUCAAUGCGUGCUCUGAGGUCACAAGAAAUUGUACUUUCGAUAGAGGCUUCUUUUAACUACCACAGGAAUAUCACCUACCUCUACACUGAUAAGCUUUAUUUCAGUUACUAAUGUCACAAUACCAGUAUCACAAUACUCAGAGGUAUUGUAAUAUCGUGAUACUACAAUACUCACCACGAUACGGCGAUAAUUCUGAUUAUUGUGAUAACACUAGUAACCACCAUAUGAUUAAUUGUGAUAUUGUGAGAACCUUCUGGUCGACAAUUGCUCUCACACUUAUACAUGUGUGUUAACAGGAAGGCUUCACCGAUAUUGGCUGAGAAUAACAGCGUUUUUAUAUAUCUCAGACAGUGUUUCGUUUUUUCCUAAUGAAGGAAAGUGAUGUCGAGCCCCUAUGAGCCUCUGUAGAAUGGAGCAGGGUCAAUGGGAGUUUUGUUUUGGGAAAUUGAAAACCUAGCUUGUAACAUGUCGGAGUAAGUUUAGCAUGCCACUUAACCCAGCUUCCUGGAAUAGCACCUUGAGCCCAUAGUGCUGUUUUGUGAUCCUUUUUGUUUUUUAACCUGACGCGGGGGAAAGUUUUGUU